ACUCACAUAUUUUAUUAGCCCAAAACAAAGACUCCUUCCGGUUCGUCACCAAUCGGGGCUAGGGAUUUGAUAUGGCAGAAUCUCGCAGCAACAGAGCGGCGGUGCAGGCUACAAACGAUGAUGCAUCCGCCAGUAAACUGUCGUGUGUCAAAAAGGGUUACAUGAAAGACGAUUAUGUUCAUCUCUUUGUGAAAAGACCCCUUCGAAGAUCGCCCAUUAUUAAUCGAGGUUACUUUUCCCGUUGGGCUGCCUUCCGAAAGCUUUUGGCUCAGUUUCUGGAAAGUUCUAAUGAACCUGCUCAACCCAAGAAACAGAUACUCUCUCUCGGAGCUGGCUUCGAUACUACUUAUUUUCAGCUUCUGGAUGAGGGGAAAGCGCCCUUUUUGUACGUGGAACUGGACUUUAAAGAGGUUACAAGUAAGAAGGCUGCUGUUAUCGAAAAUUCCACCCAGCUGAGGGACAAAAUUCUAGGAGCAAAUUCAUCUAUUUCAGUUGAGGAAGGCCAAGUUCUCAGUGAUCUUUACAAGUUACUUCCUGUUGACCUGCGUGAUAUACCAAAAUUAAGAGAUGUUAUAUCAUUUGCUGGUAUGGAUCCUAGUCUGCCGACAUUUAUUAUUGCAGAAUGUGUUCUGAUUUAUCUGGACCCCGAUUCAAGCCGUGCCAUCGUCAAUUGGGCGUCAAAGACGUUUUCAACUGCAGUAUUUUUCUUAUAUGAGCAGAUCCAUCCAGAUGAUGCAUUUGGACAUCAGAUGAUUAUAAACUUGGAGAGUCGGGGUUGUGCACUCUUAAGCAUUGAUGCAUCACCGACUUUACUCGCAAAGGAGAAAUUGUUUCUUGACAAUGGAUGGCAGAGAGCUGUUGCCUGGGAUAUGCUAAAAGUGUAUGGAAGCUUUGUUGAUACUCAAGAAAAACGCAGGAUCGAGCGAUUGGAGCUGUUUGACGAAUUUGAAGAGUGGCACAUGAUGCAGGAACAUUACUGCGUCACAUAUGCUGUCAAUGACGCAAUGGGGAUAUUUGGGGAUUUCGGUUUCACAAGAGGAAGCCCUGAAAGCAUGAACAUCUCAUCUGCAAUGUCACCUUGAAAAAGGAGGGGGGGGGGGGGGGGAGUGUUUUUUGUUUUGAAAACGGAAACAAACUUUUGAGAUAAGAUGACCGACUGUAUCGCUUCGAGUUAUCUGGGCCCGUCGUCGCCUCCUUGAGGCUCAAUAACUCAGUUUCUUCUUCGUUUUGUUUCUGCUCUACUCUCUAUUCUUGUUUGUCAUACCAGUGAAAGACUGCAAAUGCAUAUCUUCAUUGUCUGUUUACCUUAAAAUUUAAAAGUAACUGAGAAAAUAGAGAUUUAAUUUCUCAAAUAUACGUUUGUAAUCGACAGUAGCUUACGUAAUAAUUAAAUUUCCAAAA
Messenger RNA from Brassica rapa (field mustard), 1401 nucleotides. Its product is annotated as leucine carboxyl methyltransferase 1 homolog. The record is from RefSeq and is a predicted model, not a curated record. Gene Ontology annotation, biological process: methylation. Lineage: Eukaryota; Viridiplantae; Streptophyta; Magnoliopsida; Brassicales; Brassicaceae. Gene Ontology annotation, molecular function: methyltransferase activity.